Pelobates cultripes (western spadefoot toad) is the source of this 213-nucleotide messenger RNA. NCBI's taxonomy places the organism in Eukaryota, Metazoa, Chordata, Amphibia, Anura, Pelobatidae. The record is from the annotation of a GenBank genome assembly.
AUGAACACCCUGAUCGUGGAGCUACAGCCACCUACCAUGCACCCAGCCAACAACAGCUCCACACCACAGCCAAGUCCGGAGACACCACAAUUGAACAAACCUCGCAAGCACAAGGCCCAGCACUUGCCAAAGACCAACAAAAGGGUGCAGGGACCUUCCUUAUCGGAACAAAAAAUUGACUUUCUGCUCCAGCACAUCAGCGGCAUCGGGUGA